CACAAAUCACAAGUGGACUGGACUCCCAAGAACCCUCAAGGAGUCUGUGAGUUGUAUAUCUGAUCCCAGAGUCCUGAAUCAGAGGUUCCAUCAGCCAAAUUUUCCUUCCCUAUGUUCUGGAGCAGAUAUGGAAGGCCAUCCCCUCUCAGGAGGGACCACCAUCCUGGGACUGCCCCCAACCAUGGCGUGGUCUCACAGCGAGAAGGCCCCAGCUCAAAUCCCACACCUCUGUGUGGAGCCUGCAUGCUCUCCCCAUUGACCCUCCCUGGACACUCCGGCUUCCCCCCACACAGUCCAAAAACAUGCUUCAUAGGUUGAUUGAUUACACCAAAUUGUCCCUACAUGUGAGUGAGUGGCUCUGCGACAGGAUGGUGUACCCCGCCUUCACCAGACAGUAUCAACACUGUGAGCCCCAAAAGGAAUUAAGCAGGUUAGAAAAAUGGAAUAAUUUAUAUUUGGAAAAUUAAAGAUGGUGCCCUUUUUCUGAGGUCAGAGGUCAAUGAAAUUUCAGUUGUGGCUGUAGACCUAAGCUGAUGGCACAUGUGAGAAAUUUUGUGACGAUCGCUUUUCCUAAAUUAGAGGAAAUGUUAAAAAAAAAAAAAAGAAAUAAUUGCCAAAUUUCUCACUCGCCAUAGGUCCUGUGGCCAUCCCAUAAUCAUUUCAAAACUUCUUUUGGAUAUCCCCAACACUUGUUUGAGUUUUGUUAGUGAAUUUUGAACUAUUUUUUUGUUUACUCCCAUGAAAAAGUUUUGGCCUCAUUCUUUUUUUUGGGGGGGGAUAUUUUGCCUGCUGUGAUGUCAUUGUUUUUGUUUUUUUCCACAGGCUUCUGUGUUUUUGCAAAUGUUCUGAGUUUCCACAUAUUUGUCUGUUCUGAAUCAUUCUGCCUCUGAACUUCUCUUUUGUUUCCUGUUGGGAGAUGUGAAAACCAAGGGAGGUGCUGCUCUGAGUGUCAGGGUGGGGCAGGGAGUUGAGCACAUUCCUUUCUUGCAGGGAAUGUAGAAAAAGACAAAAAGCAAAGCUUUCAAGCCGGACCUGUCCAACCUGCCGUCCACACGUCGGGCUCAUUCUGAGCAGAGGAGCCAAAGAGGAGCUUCUCUUCAUCUGACGCAGCAUGUCAGGACGACUGUCAUGUGUUUAACAGCCACUUUCCUCACAUGUCAGAGCGGGAACACAGAAUGUGGUGGUGGGGACCUGAGAGACAACACACAGAGUCCUGCAAACUUCAGAUGAAUCAGACACUUGGGUCUCUCAAGACGCUUCAACUCUGGUUGAGCUUGGCUCCAGCAGGUGUAAUGUGGUGGAUCUGCCAGCUGGAGGCGCUGCUUCACUCCUCUGCGUCCCAGGUGGAGGUGUGCUCCAGGCUGCUGUUGGUGUGUCUGCUGUGCGUGGUGCUGGCGGUCUCUUUGCGGGCCCUGAGGCACCGCCUGGGGCCCCGGCAGAGCCAGCAGGAAACAAAAUCCAAACAGCAUCAGGGAGCUGUUCAUUUAAGCAGGAAUAACCACAAUGUAUGGAUGGCCGAAAACAGAAUCCCAGAUCUCCAAGUUCCUGUUUCCGUCGCUCUGGCAGACUCUGUGCUCCUCUGUGUCCUUCAGGAGCCCCUCCAGGACCCCAGUGUGGCCAACAUCGAAGCUCUCCUCUCCAGGUUAGAGGCAGUGUCUCAGUCUCUGGAGAAGAUCGGCCUCGGAUCAGAAGCAAAACCAGAGAACGGAUGCGGCGCGCUGUCAAACAUAGUAAAGCUGACCUCCGACUACCUGCGGGACAGGAAUAGGAUUUUGCACGCUCUCAUCCAGGUGCAGGCAGGUUUUGAAGCCAGCGUGGAGGAUAUGCUGCAGGGCCUGGACGGCUUCUGGAAGCAGCUGGAGGAGCUGCAUGCGGGGGUCACGCUGUCCAAACGGGAAGGUCAAGGUCACAAGGACCUGGCUUCAGCCCAGACGGAGGCGGAGACUCUGUUUGCGGUUUUGAAUCACUACAGGGAAAAGCUUGGAUCAUGCGAGGUCCAGCUGAAGGAGAGCACGCAGCUGCUGCAGGAGCUGACCUGGAGCCACACUCACACCUGCAACAAGGUGAACAGCAGCAGCGAGUCCGUCUGGCCCGAGCUCCUGCUGCAGGUCAACAUGGAGCAGUUUGACAAAGUUCAGGAGAGCUUCACCUGCCUGGAGCAGCAGACCUCCACCUUUCAGGCCCACCUGGAGGGACUCGGGAAAGGACAUCAGGAGCUGCUCUCUGCUGCUGGUCCGAAUGCAGAGACUCGUCAGGACAGCGACGAGUCGCCGGAGCGCUCCGAUGCUGCAGGUUCAGGAAAGAGCUCCUCCCUGCUGCUGUGUGGAAAGUCCAGCCGGCACCUCUCCUCCCGUUUUGGACGACUGCGCAAAAUCUCAAAGAACAAGUGAUGCGAGUUUCUCUGUGCAGCCAGAAGAUUCUGCAGAUGUUGAUCAUCUGCUGGUUCCCUCAGACAUGGUUGCUCCUAUUUUCUGUUUUUUUUUUUUUGUGUUUUUUGAUGCUGAUCAGAUUUUUAAGGGAAUAUUGUUGCAAAGGCUGUACGGAGGGGCAGUGGUUUGUGCUCUCGCCUCUCGGUGAAAAGGCUGGUUCAAAUCCCCACUGUUUUUUCUCAGUGUGGAGUUUUGGCCCUGUCAGUCUGGCAACCUGUUUGGGGAUUAUCCCACCUCCACCAGACAGUAGCAGGGACAGGCUCCAGCAACUCUAUGACUCCAAAAAGGGAUUCAGCAGGUUCAGAAAAUUGCUGCAAACACAAGAAGUCGCUCUUCCCCCACUUUUGACCAAAGCCCAUCACUGGACAUGCCAGAGCUCAGAUUUGUGAGGGAAAAACUGAAACCAAACAUGACAAAAUUAUUUCUUGAUUUUAAAUACAAAAAUAGUCAGAAACGGUUUAGAUGAAUCAACUAUAUUUUUAAUGCAUAAGGUUGAACAAAACUCUGAUUUGUGAAGCGUUUGUUUGAGCGCGGCCUCUCAAAAAGGGUUUUUCCUCCCAUCUAUUCCCCCCGUCUGCAUCAGACUGAGUGCCGGCAGCUUCCUGAACCUUCAAAGCCUGGACUCUCCGCUCAGGGCAAAAUGGGGGGAGUGAAUGGUAAAGAGGGGUCACGGGAGGUCAACGCCGGAAGCCUUUCUGUUAUUGCUAAAAACUGAGCAGCCUUGCGGAGAGACGCAAAUGUCUUUGAACCCCUAUUCAAUCACCCGGCUGCAACACGUCAAAGGCUGAUUUCAGACCGUCCCUCAGGAAAGCUGGGAAUUGGGUUGGUACAGUAUUUGGGCCCCAUGUCUGUGUGACUGCGAGGAGGUGAUGGGGAGAGGUGGGGUCUGUGAGGAAUGCAGCUGCAGGAUCAGAACUGUCACAACAAAGACACGAGCACAGCGGGCCGGAGGGUUCUGGAGGAGAGUUAUGGCAAUGAGUCAUGCAAGGAAAACAGCAAACAUGGGAUCAGAUGACCUCUGCUUUCUGUGCACGAGCAGAUGAAAUUGUGUAGCUACAGCGAGACGCUAAUGGCUGGCUUCUUCAAGAGGUUCUCCCAAAGCAAGCUCAAGCGCGAGUUAUCUGAGAAAAUACAGUUAGUGGCAGAGGUCAAUCGCUCGCCUGAACCCGACAGUUACUAAGGAUCAGGUUUCAGGGGCAAACACGUACGCACGUUUGUGCUGAUCCGUCCUCUAACAACCGGAAUAACCCCACAAGGUUCUGAAACCAAACACCCUAGACAUCCUGCUGCAGAACCAGAAAUGAGUCCAGAGGAGUGUCAACCAGAUGAAACAUCCAGCACCAUCACACUCAGGAAGGGCCAACUCAAGAGAGAUGGAGCUGUGAAGACUGACAGGUGCUGAUUUACGCAGCAUGAGAGAGCAGAUGGUUUGGAUCCACUCUUAAAUGAAUGGAAAGGGAGUUUUUCCGCCGUGAAGCUGCACAUGUGCUGCAUCCACGCAAUGCGAUCGCUCUGCUGUAAGAGGCUGCAUGUGUGAAGCUCUCAUGAGUCGCUCAGACCUCAAAGACAAACGAAACCCCAUCAGAAUGACAUCAAAACGCCAGAUUUUUGCUCAAUAUCACUCAGGUGAGAAUCUUCUUUGUUUUGUUACCGAAUCAAAAACUGGACAAAAUUUUUGGUUGUUGCUGUAUUUGGGAGCUGACUGUGAAAUCACACAAGAGAACUUUUACUUUUAAGGAAUGACUGUUUUCUGCAGAAACCAACGACUGUACUGUAAAUAAAAUCUCAAAAUAUUUAUAAAAAAAAUUGGCCAAACGUUUGUUUAAAGCAGAAGGUUUCAAGAGCCACUCCAAUUAAAAAAAAUUGUUUUGAGCGAUUUAAACAUGUUUUUGUGGCACUUUCUGAUGAUCAAGCUCAAAAUUGCAUUUCUGAAGAAAUGCCCAAGAGAAGUGUCACCCACAAGCAUGGUAAACAUGGUAAACAUGGGCCGACCAGGCUACACAGCUGUUAAAAUUUUGGAGAGGCCCAGCACUCAAGGGCAAGGACCAGAACCAGCACGACAGGGACACGGACUCUUCCAGACUCAGAUGUGAUGUGAUUCUCAGCUCAUGGCCUAGCCAAAGAACUUGGAGAUCCCCCUCCCUGCAUGGAGAGAGGACCGCCGGGACAAGGAACCCAGCAUCCAAAGGACACAGCCACCGCCACUGGCGUCCCGGUUCCUCACACAAGACAUGGGAUAGGGGACAGAUGAUCAGUGGCUCCACCAUGGUUGUGUAACAAGUGUGUGUGUUUGUGUUGGAGUGUAUAAUGUGGUGGGGUAAGGGGUGUGUGCAAUCAAUUAACAUAAUUCCAAUGUUUUGGAGGCAAGCUGUACUGUCAAAUGUUGGAUAUCAGUGCAAAUCUGCUUUUCCCCAUUUCAGAAAACGCUGCAAACAUGUUAAUUGUGUAAAUAGUUGAAGAGUUACAGUAGUUUAAAGGGCAUCAACACUGAAUUAAAAAGGGUUUAAAGGCCCACAACACAAAUACAUUAAAAAGCAAACCUUAUAACAGAUGGAAAAUGUUUUGUCAAACAUGACGUUUAGCGGAUUAGUCCUUCUAGCUUGAUGCUUUUUUCUUCCUGGUCAAACACGUUGAUGAAAGUUCUCAUUCAUCAAGGUGACAUCUUAAAGUCGAGUCAUAGCAUCUGGACUUCUUGAAUUCUCGUGACUCUCCAACUGUUUACACAAAAACAUUAUUCCAACGGAAUCUGAAGUGGAGAAAAACAGCUUGGCGGCACAAAGUUCGGUACCAAAUCAGUGCAAAGCUGUCUGAAUCUGAACGUCAACACUGGUGCUAAGGCUUUGGGGUGAAAGGGUUAUAGUCGCCUUUCUCGAAAUGUUUCACCAAUCAUCCAAGUGGCUUCAUCAGUCUGACGCAUUGACUGUAUGGUAAACUGGACUGAGUUAUGUGACGUCACCCAUAGAAAAUUGUUUAACCAAAUAAAAGCAAUUCAGAUGCG
Molecule: messenger RNA, 5427 nt
Organism: Oryzias latipes (Japanese medaka)
Lineage: Eukaryota; Metazoa; Chordata; Actinopteri; Beloniformes; Adrianichthyidae
Source: RefSeq, a predicted model, not a curated record